UGCUGGCGAACAGUUUGCGACGAUCGCUAAAUGCUUUUAUUGAAUUUUGCUGCUUUUAAUAAACUCUUUGCUGCUUUUAAUUGCCUUUUUUUUGUCAUUUUCUAUGUUUUGAUGCGUACGCAUGCGCAGUGGUGCGUUGAAUAGCGGCAAUGAAAUCGUGCGUUGCGUUUAAAAAAACGAUUUGCAAACAAACUCAGCGAAGCAAACAGUUCAACCGCUUUUCGUCCCUAAAAAAAAAUUAAAAUAAAUAUAUUUCACUCUAUAAGUACAUAAAUAUGCCUUCGCCAACAAGUGCCACACAGAGCACUGAAUCAUUGCCUCCAACUGCCGCUAGCAGCAAGGAUGACUCCACCUUGGAUGCCAUACUUAUACGUUUGGGAGAAUUCGGACGCUUCCAGAUCGUAAUACUCGUACUUACCUGCCUACCAGUGCUUUUCAAUGCCGUCUCGUCGAUCACUUAUAUUUUCACAGCUGCUAAUGUAGCGCACAGAUGCAACAUCACCGAAUGUGACGGACCGCAAAGCGCUUACGAAGAGCCAUGGACUAAAUAUGCCAUUCCCGCGAAGACUAAGGAGUUAGAUCAAUGUCGACGUUAUGCGCCCAAAGCAAUCACGAAUUGGACAAGGUCACCCGGGGAUGUACAAUAUUGCACGGCGGAUAGCUUUGAUUCCAAAGUGAUGCAGAAUUGCCCUGGCAAUAAUUUUAUAUUUCGAGGCGAGGAAGUAACGAUAUCAAAUGAUUUCGGCAUUUAUUGCGAUGAGGAAUGGAAGUUAACCCUGACAGGCACAAUUAAUAAUGUGGGACAAUUUUUUGGCAUACCGCUCGGUGGAUUAAUUUCCGAUAAGUAUGGUCGUCGCAAUGCGCUCGCACUUGGCGGCGUACUCAGCGCCAUAUUUGGCAUUAUGCGCUCUUUUACCACAUCCUACGUGCCGUUUCUUGUUUAUGAGUUCCUCGACAAUGUCGCAAAUAGUUCACUCUAUUCGAUUUGCUUCAUCAUUGGCAUCGAAUUGGUGGGUCCUAGCAAGCGUGUAUUCGCUUGUAGCGUCAUUACAAUUUUCUACGCCAUCGGUGAAAUGCUUCUAGCCAUCGUUUCUAUGUAUUUUCCAAAUUGGCGCAUUAUGCUCCGGAUUUUCUACAUACCAUCGCUAGCCAUUGUAUCCUACUACUGGAUAUUGCCAGAGAGCGUACGUUGGCUACUGAGUCAGCAACGUGAAACGGAAGCUUUGGACAUAUUGAAGCGUGCAGCGCAAACGAAUAAGCGUCGACUAUCGGAUACAACGCUGGAUAAGUUGAUAUUAGCGAAUCGUGAGAAGCUAAGUAGUCAAGGUGGCGCACGCUUUCCCAUACGCGAGGCGUGCGGAAAACUCUUUUUCCGCAUUGCAAAUUGUUCGCUAUGCUGGGUGGUCACUGUGCUGGUAUACUAUGGACUGAGCUUGAACUCGGUGCUGUUGGGUGGCAAUAAAUAUUACAAUUUCAUACUGAUUGCGCUAGUGGAAAUUCCUGGUUUCUUCAUACCUUGCCUCACUAUGGAUAGAUAUGGUAGAAGGUAUUCGCUUUGCGGUUAUAUGCUGCUCAGUGGCAUUUGCUGUCUGUGUACAGUCUUUGUGAACUCAGAACGCUAUUAUCUUCAGCUAAGCUUAUUUUUGGUGGGUAAGCUGGCAAUUACUGCUGCCUUCCAAGUUCUUUACUUUUUCACUUCGGAGAUAUUUCCAACAAAUCUGCGCAAUAGUUUGAUGUCUUUCUGCUCGAUGAUUGGCCGUUUUGGUUCAAUGGUGGCGCCACAGACACCUCUCUUGGUUAAAUAUUAUGAAAAUGCUCCAGCGAUAUUGUUUGCGGCCUGUGCUCUAGUCAGUGGUUGCUUAUCGCUACUUUUUCCAGAAACUUCAAAUACGAUUUUGCCAACGACAGUGCAUGAAGCAAAUAAAAUUGGUAGCAAGAAAUCGUCCAAGGAUCCAAAUAGUAGUACAUUUAAUUUAGAGAAUGAGAGUACUUAUAUGUAAGAAAUACCUGUAUGAAUAACAGAACGAAAACGAUACAUGUACUUAUGUACAUAUUAUUAUGUAUGCAUAUUAAUAUUAAGCCUUGCCAUCUUACAAGCAACCAAAAAAAGUUUGCCGUUCACCCCUGAGUGUAAAGUAUUUUUCGCUUUUUAACAUUUUUCUGUGACAACUAAAUACGGCAAUAAAUUUUUUUUUAAAUAGUUCUACUGAAAUUAUCGAAAUAAUUCUUUACUUUAUUUACGGACAUUAGAGUGGUACAUUAGGGUGAUAAGAACUGAGAUUGGGUGGGUAAUUAAUUACGAGGUACUUGAGGACAAUGAACUUUAUAACACAAAAAAUUUCUUCCUCGGGACCGGAACAUAGAUAUAUCAUACUUUAGGGUCCGAUUGUAUAUGCCGAAGAUAUGACCAAAAAUGCAAAAAGGCGUAAAAAAAUCCGAAACUACCUUGCGAAAAUACUUUACAUUCGAAUAUGUACGGCGAACUUUUUUUCUGGAAUGGUCUAAUAUAUGUACAUAUAUUUAUUAGGAUGCAUCACCAAAAAAAA
Rhagoletis zephyria (snowberry fruit fly) is the source of this 2546-nucleotide messenger RNA. RefSeq names its product organic cation transporter protein-like. Gene Ontology annotation, biological process: transmembrane transport. Lineage: Eukaryota; Metazoa; Arthropoda; Insecta; Diptera; Tephritidae. The record is from RefSeq and is a predicted model, not a curated record. Gene Ontology annotation, molecular function: transmembrane transporter activity. Gene Ontology annotation, cellular component: membrane.